Messenger RNA from Corythoichthys intestinalis (scribbled pipefish), 9425 nucleotides. RefSeq names its product zinc finger protein 638 (gene znf638). Gene Ontology annotation, molecular function: zinc ion binding; RNA binding. Gene Ontology annotation, cellular component: nucleus. Lineage: Eukaryota; Metazoa; Chordata; Actinopteri; Syngnathiformes; Syngnathidae. The coding region runs from base 191 to 8953 and encodes 2920 amino acids. The transcript has 33 exons. The record is from RefSeq and is a predicted model, not a curated record.
CGUAAAAACAAGGCGUCGAACGCAACCGAAAACAAGUACUAGCAGUGCUAGCUAGCACUCAAAUUUUGUUUUCCGACUUCUGUUCAAAUCAAAGCGUUGCGUUGACAUCGAAGCAUUGUACCUGUUCCCUUGCUCCAGCUAACUAGCUGGGGUUGCUGUGAGCCUGUUCCUGAUUGGCCCACGGGCAACCAUGUCCCACAACCCAUACGACCUGUUUGCGGCUCUUAGAAGGCAGAGGACGAGAGACCCCCGUAGCUCGUUCCCUGGCGAAAGUCUUCCGGAUGGCAGCGUGAUUCCCACGUUGGCACCCAACUACCGUCCAAGACUCAACGCUGGUGUAGACAUUUAUGCUUCAGAACUAAACGAUCGCGGGCAAGACUUCCUUUCCUUGGGUGCGGCACCGAGGUCUUCCCAAAACAUCAACAGACGCUCUGACGUAGCCGAUAGCUCCGCCAGUCACUUGUCCAACUAUGGCCGAACUUCUGCUGCCGCCGCCUCGUCAAGCUAUUAUCAACCGUCUUCAUCAGGAGGACGUUCUUUGCUCGCUGUGUCCAUUGAGGAGGAUCGCGACAUCCGCUCCGGUCCAAGCCUACGUUACGGUAAGCCUGACAUGGACCGAGCUGAAGCCUCGCAACCCAAAUAUACACCUGAGUCAGCCGUCGACGUCCUUGUGCAGUUUGGACUUGAAAAGGAAGACUUGGAACAUCUCAUCUCCUACCCCGAAGACCAGAUCACCCCAGAGACCUUGCCCUUCAUCUUGCGCCAAAUCCGCAUUCAGAAGGCUAAAAAGGCCUCUGACGGCAAUCGUUCCAAACCCUCGCGUGAACCGGCCCCCGAGCGAAGCCAUGCUAGUGGGGACAGUUGGAGAGGGCCUGGACUGGCACAAAAGGACACCCCGUCUCCUCUUCUCCAAACAAGUAAAGUCAUAGACUAUGGACAUAUGAGCAAAUAUGCUGGCAAUAUGGAGGAGGAGGUUCAGGGCAGGGCAAAAAGAGCUGAGGGUGACAAUUUGCUGACAAUGGACAAUUUGGACAGAAGAGGUAGCGGUCAAGACCUGGUGCAGCAGGUUGGAAGAAGCUCUAGCUUGGCAACUUCUUCCCUGGAUCGACAGAUGAGUCCCAGCUCUUACUUUAGCUCUCUCCUGAUGCCUACCCCUCUCGAAGGUCGCGAUCCGGGUAAACCAGCGCCGGCUAUUGCGCAGUCCAUUUUCCCCUCUUUCUCUUUACCGAAACAGGACACGGAUCUUCGAGGCAUGAAACCUCAAGCCCCGAAAUCCAGUGGUUUUGAACAAGUACCGGCUGUGCUUAAGCCCAUCUUAAAGCCACAACCACAACAAAAGAUUCUACAUCGCGUCCAUCCAAGCAGACCUGAUCUCGUGGUCCUCGGAGGAGAUUUCAGCGGCAGUGACCAGUUCCAAAAUAUAGCUCCAGCGGGUGAUGAGAAGUCCAAGAAGCAGCAGGUGCCUUCACGGUGGGAGAAUAUCAAGGAAGAGCAGUCACAAAAGAAGCCGCCCUCACAGAAACCACCAGAGAUCAAGAAGACGCAGGAGACCACCAAGGCUAAGCAGCAGCCGCCGAGCAAGACGCAGCCGCCGAGCAAGACGCAGCCGCCGAGCAAGACACUGCCGCCGAGCAAGCCGCAGGCCUUGUUGCAGAUCCCAGUGUUUGCCCCAACGACAAGGCCGCAGUUUCACCCCGUACCGAGAACUUUAGCUAUCCCCAGCCUCCUAAACUUGACACCACGUCCGUUGGGCAUCCCGGGUCCGAGUUCCGGCGUCCCGGGUCCGAGUUCCGGCGUCCCGCAUCCCCAAAAACCGGCGCAGGUGAAGGUCGGCACGAGUUUGCCGAAGGCAAACCUGAUGCGGGACUAUGCGGCAGCCACGCCAAGGGUCUUUCCACACUUGUGUUCUCUGUGUAACAAAGAGUGCGUCCAUUUAAAGGAUUGGCUCACUCAUCAGAACACCAACUUUCACCUUGAGAACUGCAAAGUCCUCCGAAAGCGAUAUCCAGAAUGGAAUGGGGAGGUGGUGAAUUCUUGCGACGAUACGCCAAACAUUGCGGCGCCCACACCAGAGUCCAAAAGUAAGGAACCUCAUCGUGGAUCCCGCUCAUCUUCCCGCUCUGUCAGUCCCCGCCGCCGCCGCAGCUCAGAACCUCAAAAAGAGAAGAGGACGCGGAAGAGGACCCGAUCACGCUCGCCUCAGAGCUCCAGACACCAACGCAGGUCUCGUACUUUCUCCUCGAUUUCAUCCGAUUCUCGUCAUUCGCGUUCGAGGAGCUAUGAGAGAAGCGCUUCGCGGCGAAGCCGGGAGAGACACUCGCCUUCGAGAAGAAGCGAUGAAAGGCGGUCCUCCACGCGGAGGAGGUCCUCGUCGCGGAGUCGCCGCGAUAGGCGCUCGUCACCCAAGAGAAGCCGCGAGAGACGGUCACCCGCCAAGAGAAGCCGUGAAUCGAGCGCUACGUCGCAGAACAGUCAAAAUAUGUCGACCAAAGCUGACAUACUUGCAAAGAAACUCAUGAAAACAUCAGUUGUCCAAUCUCUGUCAAAGCAGACCGACUUGGAGGCGAUGGUCAAAACUCUGGCUCCUGCCUUGUUGGCAGAACUAGCCAAGAUGAAGUCAACCUCUUCCAAAGCAAGUGCUUCUGCAGCAUCCGAAGCCUCUUCCUCCUCCUCUCCAGCCAACAAAAAGCCAGUGGAUGACAAAACAACCUCUGACGAGCAGAAAUUGUCCUCCGCAAAGUCAGUCAAAACCUCAGUCCCAACGUUUGUGACACUGACUGGAAUUUCCAAGUCUCUCACCCACAAAGACGUUGUGACUGCUGUUGAGGUGUACGGAAAAACCAAAUCCGUCGUCCUGUUUCGCAGCCAAUUGCAGGCCAUUGUGUGUUUUGAGAGAAAGGAAGACGCAGACAAAAUCCGGAAAGAAAGCAACAUCAUCAUUAAAGGUUUAGAAGUCAUUGUUCAGGAAGAAAAGGAGGGUGUCCCAAGUGAACAAAAGCACAAUCCUCAGAAGAAACUCCCUUCGUUGACCAAAGCUUCUAAGACACAAACAUCAAAAAGUACCUCCCCCGCUCAGGUUAAAGCGAAGACUGUGACAGUGAAAAAGGUUCCUGUGAAGGCUAAAUUAAGCCCCACCGGCAAAGACCAUAGUGAAGCACCAAAAGCCAAAUUGACCAAAGCGAACACACCAGAAGAUGCUACCAGUACGAAGGUCAACACUCCAGACAAGAAGCUAGACGUGGUAGCUAAGACAACAAAAGUGGCUAAAACUUCGAAAAAAGCGGAUGUAAAUGUGACUGUCGCUGAAAAAGCAGUAGCGCCACAGAAAAAUCCUGACCCGACAAUCACCAUAGGAGAGAGGAUGUGCGAAUUUCUGCUUCCGGACAAGAUCGCGGCACUCCUUGAAGACAGAGUAGACAAGUAUGACGGGAAGACACGGCUGUUAAUCUCCAGUCUGCCUGCUGAUCAGCACAGCUACUGCGUGCAAGACAUUAUUCAAUUACUCGAGCCAUUUGGUCCCUCAGCAGAUAAGAUCUAUGUUCUUCCUCAAUCAAGGAUGGCAUUCGUUGAGCUGGUUGAAAAGCAGUCAGUGCUCGCUGCCAUGAAUGCCUGGAAAACCACGAAACCGACUCUCAAAAACAAGAAGUUGGACGUGGGUGUCCUGAAAGACAAUAUCCCCAUGUCUCCGAAAAACUUCUACGUGUGGUUGAUGAGGAUGAUGGAUUAUCUGGUGAAGGAAAGACACUCAAGAAUCAUCUUCAUCAAAGGCAUCACACUGGGCGAGACGGCCACUCUCCGUCGAGCUCUUUGGAAGAUUGGCGGUGUCAAAAAUUUUCUGCCGCUCCACAACAAGGUCUUUGUAGAAUUUGAGAAUGAUAAAUAUGCUGAUUGCUUGGGAGUUUGGUACACCUUUCACAAUCAAUGUCCGGCUUAUCAGAUAAGCAGGCUGAGAUUGCCUAAAGUAUCAUCAACGCAAAGUCCACAAACGUUUCCUGUUGAAGCCAUGCCUAAAGUGGCAUUUGCCGGGGCAACUGUUGAGACCGCUAAAUUUGGCAUCCCUGAAGGCACAAUCUCCCCAUUUUUCCGGACAAUGAGGACAGCCCCCUAUCUGUUUUCCACCAGUUCGCCGUGGUUUAUAAUCCCCAAGUUCCUGACCGUCAAAACAGAAGACAACAUCAAAGAGGCCAUUCAGCGUGGCGCGCCGUCAACAGUCAUGUUGACAAAUUUGCCUCGACACGGUUUCCGACUCGAAGAUGUAGCCACGCUUGCGUGGCCGUAUUUUUCUCAGAAGGACCUUCGGUCUCUGUACUACAAUGUGAUUGCGUUGCCGCUCCAGGGGAGGGCCUUUGUGCAUUUUAGUGAUUGGGUUGCGUGCGGCAACUUCGUCCGCUCCCACUUGAAGGGCCCUGAAUUUAAGUUGAAGGGCCAAAAGCUCGGGGUGCACUUUGUCAUGGAGCACAUGACUGCUCAAAACAGCGAGGAGAACAUGUACAUGUCACUGAUGCAGCUGAGCAAUUCUAGCAUUGGUGAGGUGGAGUCCCUGGUCAAGCGCCUGCUUUGUGUGGAGACCCCACAGUUGCAUCCAGGUGCCCUUCUGUCUCUUCUACAGUUUGUCUCCAGCCAUGCAGAGUUUGUCAACUUCCUACCAUUGGCCAACCGGAUAUGCAUCGAGAUGGCCGACUCAGUGGGACUUGCACGUGUGCUGGAGAAUGCCAGUCAGUUUACAACAACAACAUUCCAGAAAAACCCUUACUCAAAUGUGGUUUCCAUUAAACCAAGUUGUAGAAUUCAAAGGUUUGAGAGCAUUGAAAGCCUGAACCGGCGCCUUCAGGAUCCACAUGUGAUUACACUGGGUCCAAAGAAGGACAGUAACGUCAGCAGCAUUAAGACCAGCCCAACGGCUGUGGAAAAACCGAUGAUGGUUCCUACACUUACUGCCGCUCCACCAGUUGACUCUAAACAACCCGAAAAGGAGCUUGUGACAGAGUCGCAGGAGGUAGCCACUCCAUCAGUUGACUCUGAACAACCCAAAAAGGAGCUCGUGACAGAAUCGCAGGAGGUAGCCACUCCAUCAGUUGACUCUAAACAACCCACAAAAGAGCUCGUGACAGAGUCGCAGGAGGUAGUCGCUCCAUCAGUUGACUCCGAACAACCCACAAGGGAGCUAGUAACUGACUCGCAGGCGGUAGUCAUUACAUCAGUUGACUCUGAACAACCCACAAAGGGGCUCAUAACAGAGUCACAAGAGAUAGCCGCUCCCUCAGUUGACUCUGAGCAACCCACAAAGUCGUGUGUGACAGAGUCGCAGGAUGUAGUCUCUCCAUCAGUUGACUCUAAACAACCCAUUAAGGGUCUAGUGAUACAGUCGCAGGAGGUAGUUGCUCCAUCAGUUGAAUCUGAACAACCACCAAAGGGACUCGUGACAAAGUCGCUGGAGGUAGUCGCUCCAUCAGUUGACUCUGAACAACCCACAAAAGGGCUCGUGGCACAGUCACAGGAGGUUGAAAUGGCGGCUGAAGAGCAUUGUCAGAAAACAGAAUCUUCAGUUGAUGGGGAGCCCACUGCCAUUCCUGAGGUUCAGGACGAUAAAGACGAUUUGGUGAAGGUGGAAAAUGUGACACUGUCAGCUUCAACUUGUGCUGACAGUGAGACCCUUCUGCCUACGGUUGGCAGUCACGACGAGACACUCAUACAGCGGAAAGAGGCUCUCCCUGUUCAAGAUGAAACCCUUCUGAAAAGUGAUGACACAUCGGUCCCCUGUAAAGAAUCCCUUGUGAAAAGUCAGGACGUAUUGGUGGAAAACGAAAACGUUCCAUUAAAUGCUGCUCUUGGUGACCAGCAACCUUUCAACAUUGAUGAUUUUGUCACAGUUGAUGAAGUUGGUGAACAAGAGGAAAGCAGUGGUGGAGCCUCCUCUCGUUCCAAGAAACCUUCUUCCAUGCGUGAUUCUAAACAGAACAAAACGAGAGCCUCAAAAGAGUCUAGGAGCUCUAAGUCAUCCUCUCCGGCCUCCUCAAGGACCACCAGAAGCUCAUCAAGAAGGAGCCACUCUUCUGGGACUGUGUCUUUACCUGUUAGAGACUCCACUAGAGCCCAAAGUAAAGCCAAAAAAUCAAAGGAUUCAUCCCAUAGAUCACAGCUGUCUCCCACUACUUGUGAAGAAGAUAAUUUGUUGACAAUGGCUAGCGACGAAACCUUUCAGGUGUUGGAUAGUGUGGGUGAUGAUCAGAAACCUCUUCCGGACGAGAAAUUCGAUGUAUCGGAAGACGGCCCUACUAAGCUUAAAGAAGCUCCUAAUCUGGAAAACGUCAGUCAGGUUGAAAUAGAGCAGAUUCCACCAGUUGAUGCGCCGAAACCUGAAGAGCAAAAUGACAGCCAAACAGAAAUGGAGAUGGCUGACUUGAAGGAAUAUGUAGACAAAGAGCAGAUGGCAGAAUCCCACUCGGCAAAACAGGACACAUUUGAGGAUCAACCCUCAGACAGUCAAGUCAGAGAAACCAAAGAAGACCCCUCGGAAAAUGAAGACAAAGGGGAAGAAGCAGAAGCAUAUCAGGUGAUUGAUUCUGUGGAAGAUCAGCCAGCUUCUACUGAUAUUGAGCAGAGUGUCCCAGAAGCAUCAAAGAGUAAAGAGUCUUCAAAGAAGCAGGAGGACACCAAUGCCAAAACUCCUGACCCUGAGAAGUACCUCGUGGUGGAUUCUGUACAAGCGGACGAUUCUAGCAACGCUCCCUCGUCUGGUAGAAGGCGUAGCACCCGGGGAAAGACACAAGAGAGAACUACCGAAAUAGUUGUGAAGGACGAGAACCCCCCUUUCCAAGUUCUAGCCUCUGUAGAAGAUGAUGCGGGCGUCACCACGAGAGCUUCCAGAAAACGGGGAAGGCCAUCUAAGAAAGACACAGCAAGCGAAGAAGAAAAAACAGUCUCGAGAACGAAACCUCCUUCGAGAACAUCACCUGAAACUGCCAAGGAAAAAGCACCAAUCAAGAAGACAGAGAUUGUCGUCAAAGAGGAACCUCCCGAAGAGGUCCUGGACCACGUUAAGGUUCCGGCUACAAAACGAAAAGGAAAAAGGGGAAGACCAAAGAAUGAUGCAAAAAGGAUGAAAAUAGAAAAAAAGGACACUGCUGAUGAUGAAGAAGAAGCAGCUACAUUUGAAGUACUGGACUCUUUGGAGGAUGAGACUGGCCAGGAUCUGGCAUCUACCGUGGAGACACAGAGUAGUCCAAAAACGGAAGACGUCACCAAGAGGAUGUCUCCCGUAAAGCUAGAGGAUGAAGAGGAUGCGACAUAUGAAGUGGUUGAUUCUUUGGAAGAAGAUCAGACUCUAGAAGAAGUGUGUGCCGAAGAAGUUUGUGGGUCAGAAAAGACGGGAGAACCACAAACUGAAUUGGAAGUCGAAGCAACGAGAUGUGAAACGGUUGACGUCAAAGAGCCUUCCCAAACGGAGACCGAAACGCAACAACAGUCCCCUCAACCUCUACCACACGCCGAGACAUCCCUUGUGACCAGCGCUCUAUCACUGGAACAAGUGAGUGACGAAGAAGAGAACUUCUCUGACGACGAAAAACCUGAGAAGCCAGAAAAGUCGAAAGGACGAGCCGAGAAGGAACGGAAGAAGAGCCGGCGGCGGGAGCCGAGCAAAUCCAGCAGGCGUCGGUCCAGAGGAAGUGAAGGUGCGGAAGAGCGUGUCACUCCGCACCAAGAGGAGGCCAAAGACAAGCGGGCACCUGACAACACAAAGGCAACAUUAGAGGGUGAUGUCUCAGAGGAGGAAUUCACUUUGGUCACUUUGGAUGAGAUUGUGUUGGAGCAGGAAGAGGCAAUGGGGCAGCAUCCACCCAGCGACGGAGAACAAUUAGAGGACUGUUUGAACCCAGAGACCCUGCUGACUUUAGAUGAAACGGGUGAUGAUGAUGAAGAGGAGGAGAAAGAUGGAAGUGUUCGGACCUCCUCGUCUGUUAAACGUAAAUUUAGUGACGACACAGGGGACAGCACAAUCAUGGAGACAUUGGAACACAUCGAAGAGAACCUCUCGAUAAGCCGUGACAAGAAGCGACUCCGACCAGCUUCUGACAAAACGAGCCAAGACGGGACAGAAGCAGCAGUUUCAUGCCACGCUCCAACAGAGGAGGAAGAAGUGGCGUCUGAUGGCCAGCGUGUAGAAGAUUGUACAACCUUGGUGACAUUGGACCAGGUGGGACAUGUUGAAGAGGACGUCUUGACAUGGGACAUUGAAAAGCAAAGCCAUGAGGGAAUUUUGACCAGUGAAGACCAAAGCAACGCAGAAGCAGAAGCCUGUCGUGACGUUAGUAAGACUCUGGAGGACAACGAGAAGCAGGGGGAAGCUUCGUCUGCUGGAGAGCACACGCAAGGUACCUCGACCAGAGCUGACCAAGACUCAACUGAAGCAGAAGUCUCAUGUGAUGCUCCCUCGCUGCCGAGUAUCCACCCAAAAGAAAAUGCAUCCGCUGAACUGCACGUGGAAGAGGACACCACAUCUUUGGUGACCCUGGAUCAGGUGGGACACGUCGAAGAAGACCUCCUGAGGCACGUCAUCGAGCCGCAACGCCAACCAGAUCACGAGGAGACCUCGACCAGGGUGGACCAGAAAAAGACAGAAGACGCUCCUCUGGAGGACAUGGAGGAAGCUUCGUGUGCUGGACAGCGCUCGCCAACUUCUCUGCAACAACUGGAUGAAGAUGAACACGUGGGAGAGCCUGUUUCACCAGCAGCGAAACGAUCCCGUUCCGAGUCUCCGUUUCGCCCUGGUGCUACUGUCCUCCCGCCAUUUAAACCCAACAACCCCCUUGGUACCGAGUUUGUUGUCCCAAAAUUGGGUUUUUUCUGCAAUCUCUGUUCCAUCUUUUACCUGAAAGAGAGUACGGCCAAAGAGAACCACUGCAGCAGCAGGAAGCACUAUAACAACUUGAAGAAACAUUACAGCAACCGUUAAAAGGAUUCAAGCGCAUCCACUUUGGACUGAGAUGAUUUCCCUAGCAAUGUUUAGUCAUUUUUAAACGGACCAGGGUUCUUUUUCCUCAGAUAGUCCGGAUCUCGGUCCGCUUUAAGCGCACCCUGCUUCGCUUGUGAAUGCAAGCGAAUCAGGGUGUGCUUAUUAUGUCCACGCUCCCUCUUCUCGCAGGAGGGUGGUAUUUCCUCUUCUAAAUUUAUCCUAUCAAUGAGUGCGACUUUCGUCCACUUGACUCUACUCUGAAAGUUCGGUUGCCGCAGUGUGAACGCUGAACCUUUUCAACAAAUCAUUUGCAAGUGUUGUUGCUCUCCAACCGGACCCUGGUCCUCUUGGUGUAAUGUGAAAGUGCCCUCAAAUGUUUCAAGGUUUCUUCAGACAUAUUGUUUUUUGUGGAUACAUUUUAGGAUGGACGGAUGUAGUGGUGUAUUAAAUGGUUAACAAAGUAAAAUCAUUU